UCUCCUUGAUUUAAUUGAAGAUAAAAAUGAGACCCUGGACAUCUCCCUAGUCAAGCAUCUAUUUCUGGACAUAAUCACCGGCGGUAGCGAAACCACUUCAAGGACUCUGGAGUGGGCAAUGACAGAACUACUUCGCAACCCAGAAAAGCUAUCAAGAGCCCAAGCUGAGCUCCAUCAAGUCAUUGGCAAAGGCAAGACGAUCGAAGAAGCCGAUAUUUCUCGCUUGCCCUAUUUAGAAGCUGUCUUGAAAGAGACUUUCCGGUUGCACCCAAUAGCUCCUCUCCUUCUUCCUCGAAAAUCUGGGGAAGAUUUUCCUAUAGGCGGUUUCACCAUUCCAAAGGGUGCACAGGUUUACAUAAAUGUGUUCGCGAUAGGACGAGAUCCGAGCAUUUGGGAUGAUCCAGACAAGUUCGUGCCCGACAGAUUUCUUGGAUCUGAUAUUGAUGUUAGGGGACAAAACUUUGAGCUGGUACCGUUCGGUGGUGGCAGGCGGAUUUGUCCAGGGUUGCCAUUGGCCGCGAGAAUGUUGCCUUUGAUGCUCGGUUCGCUCAUCAACAUAUUCAAUUGGAAGCUUGAAGAUGGUGUUAUCCCCGAGAACAUGAACAUGGAAGAAAAGUUCGGAUUAGCCGUCCAAAAGGCUCAAUCUCUAAAAGCUGUGCCCAUUCCUAUAUGAAAGAAGAAAUAGAAAUGCAUGUUCGUGUUAGAUUCUACGUAAUUAUGAUUGGUUGUGAUGAUUGCAUCGUCUAUUUACAGAAAAAAAGCGCUAUUCAAUAUUUUGAUGAAAAAAUGCGCAUUUUUUCUUGAAUUUGUAUCCUGGCAAAACAAAGAGCUAUUAGAGAGCAAAAAGAAUUUCUCAGUACAGUAGAUGUAGAAGAAGAGGCCAGAGUUUUGGGAAAUCUUACCUCUCUUUAUCUGUGUAAACUUUUUUCCUUACAAUCUGCGUGUGGUGAUAACUUUCAGUCUGAGACAGAGGUCUUCUCAGAUCUUAAGAGCUUAUACAUAAAAGUACUGUCCAAUGCUUGCGACAUUUUACAACUGUCGAAGCUGCCGAAGAACCUCAAGACCCUCCAGAUCAAACUUUGUGAUGAAAUCAAAGAGCCAUUUACUCGUGCGCCUGCAGAGUGUAAAUUACAG
Molecule: messenger RNA, 1134 nt
Organism: Eucalyptus grandis
Lineage: Eukaryota; Viridiplantae; Streptophyta; Magnoliopsida; Myrtales; Myrtaceae
Product: geraniol 8-hydroxylase
Exons: 2
Coding region: 119-673 (184 amino acids)
Molecular function (GO): oxidoreductase activity, acting on paired donors, with incorporation or reduction of molecular oxygen; iron ion binding; heme binding
Source: RefSeq, a predicted model, not a curated record